Messenger RNA from Lathyrus oleraceus (garden pea), 1597 nucleotides. RefSeq names its product phosphoglucan phosphatase DSP4, amyloplastic. Gene Ontology annotation, biological process: protein dephosphorylation; starch catabolic process. The transcript is spliced from 13 exons. The record is from RefSeq and is a predicted model, not a curated record. Bases 196 to 1320 code for a protein of 374 amino acids. Lineage: Eukaryota; Viridiplantae; Streptophyta; Magnoliopsida; Fabales; Fabaceae. Gene Ontology annotation, molecular function: carbohydrate phosphatase activity; starch binding. Gene Ontology annotation, cellular component: chloroplast.
UUCGAAGUUGAAUCAUACAAAAACACAAGACACCAACAAUAAUUAUAAUAAUAGCAAAAAAACAUAUACUAGUACAUAUAAAAUACUAGAAGCUAGGGAAGGGAAGAGAAGAGAAGAAAAUGAAAGAAAAUGGAUCUUAAUAGAAUUAUCCCCACUCAACCGUAAACCGAAGAAGAAAGAGUUAUCAGAAUCAGCAUGAACUGUCUCCACAAUCUUUCAAGAUUCUCUCUUUUACCCUUCCACACACUUGUUACUCCUCAUUCUCCCCACCACUCUUCUUCUCUAUCCUUCAUCCGUAAAUCUCAUCAUCACAACCCAACCAUGUCUCUCAAGGCUGCUUCUGGUUCUAUACCAAGUGCAGAGACAAGUAGCUCUGAUGUCGAGGAGGUGGUUAAGUCUGAGACAUACAGCAAUAACAUGACAGAAGCCAUGGGUGCUGUUUUGACUUAUAGGCAUGAAUUAGGAAUGAACUACAACUUCAUUCUACCAGACUUGAUUGUCGGAUCAUGCUUGCAGACUCCUGAAGAUGUUGAUAAGCUGCGGAAAAUCGGAGUGAAAACUAUAUUUUGCUUACAACAAGACCCAGAUCUAGAAUAUUUUGGAGUUGAUAUCAAUGCCAUACGGGAAUAUGCCAAGACGUUCAAUGACAUUCAACACUUGCGUGCUGAGAUAAGGGACUUUGAUUCAUUUGAUUUACGGAAGCGGCUUCCUGCUGUAAUUAGUAUAUUAUACAAGGCAGUUAAAUCUAAUGGAGGCGUGACAUAUAUACAUUGCACUGCUGGACUUGGAAGAGCUCCAGCUGUUGCGUUGACAUAUAUGUUUUGGAUUUUGGGUUAUAAACUCAAUGAAGCUAAUGCACUACUUCUGAGCAAAAGGUCGUGCUUUCCAAAACUGGAUGCCAUAAAAAGUGCAACGGCCGAUAUUCUUACAGGACUCAGUAAGAAGCCUGUCACUUUGUCAUGGGGACACCGCAAUUGCUCUAAUGUGGAAAUUUCAGGACUUGAUAUUGGAUGGGGGCAGCGAGUGCCCUUAGUUUUUGAUGACAAACAGGGUUCAUGGUUUCUCAAGAAGGAAAUGUUUGAAGGGCACUACGAGUACAAGUACAUUGUUGAUGGUGAAUGGACAUGCAAUAAGGAUGAGCUUAUAACCUCUCCCAACAAAGAUGGCCAUGUCAACAAUUUUAUUGAUGUUGUUGAUGAUGCGGACGGUGAUCGUGCCUCCCUUCGGGGGAGAGUGACCGGUGAUGAUCCCAAUCUCACAGAGGAUGAACGAAACAAAAUAAUAGAGUUUCUGGAAGCUUUUCCCAGUGAGGAUCUCUGAACUGUCAACGCACUUGCUUGUUGAUAUGUAAAGUAGUAGGUGCACGUAUAUAAUGUACUCCAUCUAAUAAAAGAUUGAAUCAGAACCUUCAAAUCUCUGUUAAUGUCAAUGUAAUAUUAGCAUGUGAAGCUUGUUAGGUUCCAUGGCAAUCAAAUGUCUUUUGCAUUCUUCAAUUAGCACAACAUUUCUAAUAAACCAUGAUAUUGUACGUAAAUAAAUAUGAGAUGAAGAGUUGCAUUCUUCAUGACAUAUAUAUAUACCAGAAAAUUUUGAGUCU